UGGCGCAUGCGCAGCGCGUCCUCAGCCGUGCUGGGUACCGGCAUUAAAGCUUCGGUCUCAAGGUAUGCGGAUUCCCAGGAGAAUGACUGGGGUCGGUGCAAGUUGGCCGUGACUGCCGAUCAUACAUACCGUCAGCUGCGUCCCAUCCGGUCUCAUUGCCAGGUGCUGAAAUUACACCAGAGGGCCACCGUGUCUGACUGUAGAGUUAAACGCUUCCCAUAAAAAUAAUCCAGUUUGAAUUAGAGAUUUAGCUCAAUUAUAGAGCAUAUUCCUUGCGUGUAGGAGGCUCUGGAUUUGAUACCCAUCUCAUUCUGUUUCAAGAGCAAGAUCACCAAGCCGGUAUUCUUCGUGGUUGUGAACGAAUUAUUUAGCCAGAUCGAGCCUCAAUUUUCCCAUCUGGAAAGUGGAACUGAUUGUUCGUAUCUACUGGGCUGUUCAUGAGCUAGGUGGUGUGGCCAUAGGAAGGAGAACAUGGCGGAAGAAGAGGACUAUAUGUCGGAUUCCUUCAUUAACGUUCAAGAAGACGUCAGACCCGGCGUGCCCAUGCUGAGGCAGAUCCGAGAAGCCCGGCGAAAAGAAGAAAAGCAACAGCAAGCGAAUCUGAAAAAUAGGCAGAAGAGCCUGAAAGAGGAAGAACGGGAAAGGCGUGACAUUGGGCUGAAGAAUGCGCUGGGCUGCGAAAACAAAGGGUUCGCUUUGCUCCAAAAGAUGGGGUACAAGAGUGGGCAGGCUCUGGGCAAGACCGGAGAUGGUAUUGUUGAACCAAUUCCCCUCAAUGUCAAAACAGGCAAAAGUGGCAUAGGUCACGAGUCGUUACUAAAGCGGAAAGCAGAGGAGAGGCUGGAGAGCUACAGGAGGAAGAUUCACAUGAAAAACCAGAGUGAAGAAAAGGCGGCCGAGGAGUUUCGGAUGCGACUGAAAAGUAAGCAGGACGAACUGAGGCUCGAAGGAGACCUGAGAAGAAGCCAGCGAGCCUGCCAGCAGCUGGAUGCCCAGAAGAAUAUUCAGGUUCCCAGGGAGGCGUGGUACUGGAUGAGGCCUGAAGAGGAGACUGAGGAAGAGGAAGAGGAAAAGGAAGAGCAGGAUGAAGACGAGUGCCCCAGUGAAGAUCUGAGUGUGCUAGAAAAACUGCAGAUCCUCACUGGUUACUUACGGGAAGAACAUCUGUAUUGCAUCUGGUGUGGGACAGCCUAUGAAGAUAAAGAAGACUUAUCUUCCAAUUGCCCAGGACCAACCUCUGCGGAUCAUGACUGAGAUUGUUCCCAAUAAAGUAAAAUUGUUUAUAUGGGUGGGGAAAGAAGGCCUUUGUAUAGCACUUAAUUCUUUCAGAAGUGGGUUCUACUUUGGAUAAAAUUGCUCACUGAUUUAGGAAAAUGUCACUUCCAAAUAUAAGUAUCAUAGACAUGAACAAUUACGACUUACGGUGGUAUCGUGAUGCUUAUAGAGUUUAAGGGUCCCGACAGGUAACAUACUUAGUCCCUCUUUACUUUGGGUAAAUUGAGAAGAUCAGGGGAUCUGGAAGAAAUCAGUGGUCUGCUUUAGGGCGUGAGAUGGGCCUUCAUGGUAGAGGGACUGCCAAUCCUGUGGAAGCUCCUGAGUUCAGUCACCAGCACCGCGAAUUAAGCAUUGGCAUGAAGCUGGUAUACAGAACAAGGCCAGCUCUUUCCAAUCAGACUACCAAAUAGUUAUGUGGAGAAAUGGCAUACCUGUCCCAUACCUGUGGAGCCUGCUUUGUGUUCCAGGGCCGGUGUCUUGAAGAAGUAGUUUCAUCCUGGUUUGUCUUUCAGAGUAAACACAGCUGUUAAAAAUACCAGAUAGCAUUUUCCAGACGUUAGUUCUCUGGAGUAGGGGGCACAGGCUGAGUAUCCCUGUCAGAUAAAACACUUCCCUGUUGGAAAGGAAGGAAGGAAGGGUCAGAGGAUUCCAUACUCCUGGGUCAUGUCCAGGGUCAGACAUCAAAGUCAUGGGCCUUUUUCCCAGUUCACAUGCUCAGGGCUCUCCUCUAGUGGACUCCCAGGGCAGUACUAAAUAUCCACUUUUUAAACUCCAAGAGUACGCGGCGGCCUGCCCGCUUUCCAAAACACCACAGCAUCACAAGGGAAAGCAUCCCAGAGGAGUGGUCAGCUCAGUGCAGCCCAGGACAGUGGGAGGACUAGGGGAGAGCCAGCUUUGCCUGGGUGACCUUGUGACAUUCUGAUAGCACUACACUAAGCUCAGGUUCUGAAGGAUGGACACGGCUGGGACAUGCAAAGCUACGAGGAGGCAGCUGCUCUGUAACUCGGCCGUUCUAAGCAUAGCAACAGCAGCCCAGGAGCAGUGGGUGGGGCACUGAGACCGGCUGCCUGGAUGAAGUUUGAGGACUGAUGAUUUGUACGUGUUCGGCUGAGGGAGUGGCUCUAUUAGAAGGUGUGGCCCCUGUUGGAGUAGGUGUGUCACUGUGGGUGUGGGCAUUAACACCCUCACCCUAGCUGCUGGGAAGUGAGUCUUCCACUAGCAGCCUUCAGAUGAAGAUGUAGAACUCUCAGCUCCUCCUGCACCGUGCCUGCCUGGAAGCUGCCAUGCUCCCACCUUGAUGAUAAUGGACUGACCCUCUGAACCUGUAAGCCAGCCCCAAAUUAAAUGUUGUCCUUA
Rattus rattus (black rat) is the source of this 2631-nucleotide messenger RNA. RefSeq names its product G-patch domain containing 11 (gene Gpatch11). The transcript is spliced from 10 exons. NCBI's taxonomy places the organism in Eukaryota, Metazoa, Chordata, Mammalia, Rodentia, Muridae. The record is from RefSeq and is a predicted model, not a curated record. Bases 472 to 1254 code for a protein of 260 amino acids. Gene Ontology annotation, molecular function: nucleic acid binding. Gene Ontology annotation, cellular component: kinetochore.